Dermatophagoides pteronyssinus (European house dust mite) is the source of this 842-nucleotide messenger RNA. RefSeq lists its product as uncharacterized. The record is from RefSeq and is a predicted model, not a curated record. NCBI's taxonomy places the organism in Eukaryota, Metazoa, Arthropoda, Arachnida, Sarcoptiformes, Pyroglyphidae.
UCGUAUGGUGAUGAUAAUAAUCAACAACAACAACUAACAAAUCAACUAAACAAACGUUUAGAAUUAAUUGAAGAAAAAUUAAUAAAAUUAACAAAUCAAAAUCAAGAUAUGAAUCAAUAUUUAGAACGUUGUUUAAGAGAUGUACAUUUAGAUGAACAAGAUUUAAAUAGAAAAAUUGAACAACGUUUACAAUAUAUAACCGAUAUGAAUCAAUUAUUACAAUUAAAAUUAAAUAUGUUAGAAACAAAAUUUGGUGAACAUAUUUUAUUAAAUCCAUUAUCCAUACCAUUACCAUUGAAAAGAUUGUCAUCAUUAUCAUCAAAUUCAAAUGGACAACAAACAUUGAUGGUCAAUGAAUUAAAUCCAGUAGCAACAACAACAACAAAACAUCAAUCCGAUUAUUUAGCAACAAAAUUAGCAUAUGAUCAAAUGUCAACAGCAACAUUAUCAUCGGUUAUAUUUUCCGGUAAUAAUAAUCAAUCUUCUAAACAACAACAACAAUUUGAAAUGAUUAAUCAACCAUCAUCAUCAUCAUCAUCAUCAGCAGCAGCAGCAAAAACAAUAGCCUAUGUACAGCCGAAUGUACGAAAAUCAACAGCGAUUCCAAUUCAAUCAUUACAACAACAACAACAGCAGCAAUCAACAACGAUUCAAAGAUCGAUUUCGACGGAUGGACCAACAUCGAAUCUAAAUGAUGAUCAUCAAACUGAUAAUAACAGUAACAGUAAUAAUAGUGAACAUCAUUCAUCACGUCGUUGUCGUCGUCAUCAUCGUAUACGGCUAUUUUCACAUCGACGACGACAUUGAUAAAAAAAAUCUGAAUUUUUUCCUCUAUUUUGAAU